GCCAGCGGGCGCAGGCCCAGCUGCACUUGGCAGGCGAGCUGCCGGCUGACCAAAGGCUUGGGCCAAGCCUGAGCUGGGCUGGGGCGUCCGGUAAACGGAAGGAGCCCGUCCAGGAAUCCCGAGUGUGCUUGGCGGGCAUCCUCAACACUGGGCUGGAGAAUAGACCUUAACCAGCUCGGGCUGCGGACGCCAGGCUGGUCCCAGCAGCCCUCCUACAGCUGCAGCGGCCUCCGCCCCCGCCACUGAGGCUGGGACUUGGCGAAACUUACUCACCUGUCGAAACCCGGAUCUGGCAAAGAGAAGGGCCUGGCGGCCAGAGCGUGUCUUUUCCAGAGAGCUCGGCAGGCAGCCCGCCCUGCACUGGGACGCCACUGCCAAGGAGGCAGGUGUGAGGAUCGCUUCCUCACCCCGGCCACCCCAGCCCUACUCCCUUGGCUCCUUGAUCUCCACCGCCCUCCCCGCAGGCGCCUCGGCUUGGUGUGCACCGAAGGCCAACUCGGGUGGACGCCCAGGCUGCAGGUUCAAGACGCUCCGCCUCCUCCGGCCACUUAGAGCCACCGGCUCUGUCAAGAAACCACUCCAUUCGGUCUUAGUCUGCGGUCACUGCUGAGGUUUUCUGAACUUUCCAGGUAACCCACGCCAGCUGGUGACACUUUCAGGACGAGCAGUCUACUCGUCCCCAGGCACAGACGCCCCAACUUUUUACGCACGAUCUGCGUCGCCUAGGUGGGUGCCUCAUUGCUGUGCUGAGGGGGCGCUCAUCUUCCAGGGGCCCCAACGCUUCCAGUCGGUCACUAGCCCUUCUCUUCCGAGCGAGUCCGGGGGUGCACAGACGUGCUCCCAGCACCCAGGAGUUGCUGCCCCUCGGAGCUGCCCUCCAGGAGGUCCGGGCCUCUAGCCCCAAAGCCCAGUUUGGUCUCGCCGUCUCCACUUCAAAGCCCUGUGCCUGGAGCUGGUGGAGGCUCCGGGCGCUUGGCCCCGCGUCGCCCCGUCGGGUACCUCGGGUACCGUGCCCGUGCGCGCCAUGGCCGGCUGCUGCUGCCUGUCCGCCGAGGAGAAGGAGUCGCAGCGCAUUAGCGCCGAGAUCGAGCGGCAGCUCCGCCGGGACAAGAAGGACGCGCGCCGCGAGCUCAAGUUGCUCUUGCUGGGAACUGGUGAAAGUGGAAAAAGCACCUUUAUCAAGCAAAUGAGAAUAAUCCAUGGUUCUGGCUACAGUGAUGAAGAUAGAAAGGGGUUCACAAAGUUGGUUUACCAAAACAUCUUCACUGCCAUGCAAGCUAUGAUCAGAGCCAUGGACACCCUGAGGAUACAAUACGUGUGUGAGCAGAAUAAGGAAAAUGCCCAGGUCAUCAGAGAAGUGGAAGUGGACAAGGUCUCGGUGCUCUCCAGGGACCAAGUGGUGGCCAUCAAGCAACUGUGGCAGGACCCUGGGAUCCAGGAGUGCUAUGACAGGAGGAGGGAGUACCAGCUCUCAGACUCCGCCAAGUACUACCUGAGCGACAUUGACCGAAUCGCCAUGCCCUCUUUCGUGCCAACGCAGCAGGACGUGCUCCGUGUCCGAGUGCCCACCACUGGCAUCAUCGAAUAUCCAUUUGACUUGGAAAACAUCAUCUUUAGGAUGGUGGAUGUUGGUGGCCAGCGAUCUGAACGACGAAAAUGGAUCCACUGCUUUGAGAGUGUCACCUCCAUCAUUUUCUUGGUUGCGCUGAGUGAAUAUGACCAGGUCCUGGCUGAGUGUGACAAUGAGAACCGAAUGGAAGAGAGCAAAGCCUUGUUCAAGACCAUCAUCACCUACCCGUGGUUUCUAAACUCAUCUGUGAUUUUGUUCUUAAACAAAAAGGAUCUUUUGGAAGAGAAAAUCAUGUACUCUCAUCUCAUCAGCUACUUCCCAGAAUACACUGGACCAAAGCAGGAUGUCAAAGCUGCCAGAGACUUCAUCCUGAAGCUGUAUCAAGACCAGAAUCCUGACAAAGAGAAAGUCAUCUAUUCCCAUUUCACAUGUGCCACCGACACAGAGAAUAUCCGCUUUGUGUUUGCGGCUGUCAAAGACACAAUUCUACAGCUGAACCUACGGGAAUUCAACCUGGUGUGAAAGCUGCUGUCCACUCCUUCUCUAUCACAGAAGACAUCUGUGUGCAAGCUACUCAUUUCAUUUGCAAGUGUCUGACAUCACCUGGGACUAGGCCCUGUGACUGGCAUUAAGGAGACCACAUAUAGACCACAGGGACAGAGAUGGGUAAUGAAAUUUGAAAGAUGUUUGAGUUUACCAAACCUUUGUCUUUAAUUCCAAGUUAUUUUUCAGUUCUUUACUUGUUUUUCUUUUCUUUUUAACUAUGUUUUUAAAAUUAGGUGUUUUAUAGAAUUUAAAAAAGCUACUGUGAUUUUUUAAAUUAGAUUUUGUGUGUUAAAGCAUUAAAAAAAUCACAUAACAUGGGGUUCAUUAAUUUAUAAUCAUGCCUUCAAACCUCUAGGAUUAAUUUAGGUGACUUUGAGAAAGGAAUGUUAAUGAAUUUGAUGCUUUUUAUUAAAGCUUAGAGACAUUUCUAGUAUCCAUGGCUUUUCCUUCCCUUAAUGCUAAUGUGUUUCCAAGGGUUUCCUUAAAGUUGAAAAGUUGGCUCUUUUCAUGUCAACUUUCAAAGCCCACUUAAUGAAUAUCUCCAUAACCUAAUUUAGUUUUGCCACAGUUUGGUCACCAUGAAGCCAAAGCUGAAAUAUGAUAAAU
This is a messenger RNA of Jaculus jaculus (lesser Egyptian jerboa), 2722 nucleotides long. It is a transcript of the gene Gna14, whose product is annotated as G protein subunit alpha 14. Lineage: Eukaryota; Metazoa; Chordata; Mammalia; Rodentia; Dipodidae. Gene Ontology annotation, molecular function: G-protein beta/gamma-subunit complex binding; guanyl nucleotide binding; G protein-coupled receptor binding. Gene Ontology annotation, cellular component: heterotrimeric G-protein complex. Bases 1025 to 2092 code for a protein of 355 amino acids. The transcript is spliced from 7 exons. Gene Ontology annotation, biological process: phospholipase C-activating dopamine receptor signaling pathway; adenylate cyclase-modulating G protein-coupled receptor signaling pathway; action potential. The record is from RefSeq and is a predicted model, not a curated record.